This is a messenger RNA of Ichthyophthirius multifiliis, 866 nucleotides long. Its product is annotated as protein kinase domain protein. The record is from RefSeq and is a predicted model, not a curated record. Gene Ontology annotation, molecular function: calcium/calmodulin-dependent protein kinase activity; calcium-dependent protein serine/threonine kinase activity; ATP binding. Gene Ontology annotation, biological process: protein autophosphorylation; peptidyl-serine phosphorylation; intracellular signal transduction. The transcript is spliced from 4 exons. NCBI's taxonomy places the organism in Eukaryota, Ciliophora, Oligohymenophorea, Hymenostomatida. Gene Ontology annotation, cellular component: nucleus; cytoplasm.
AAGCAAUAGAUAUAUAAACAAAAGAGCUAUUAGCUGUUAAAGUAAUAAUAAAAAAAUAAACUGAUUAAGAUUUCAAGUUAAAAAUAUAACAAGAAGCAAAUAUUUUAUAAUAAUUAAACCAUCCAAAUAUAGUAAAAUUCAAAAACGUUAGAGAAACUAAAAAAAGAAUAUUAAUAUCAAUGGAAUUAAUAAAAGGAGGUUCUUUAGCACAAUUAAUUUAAUAUAGAAAAAACAAUAAUAUAAAAUUCGAAGAAUCUGAUAUUGCAUAAAUAAUGAAAAGUAUAAUGUAAGGAUUAGUUUAUAUUCAUUAAAAAAAUAUAGUUCAUAAAGAUUUAAAGCCAGAAAAUAUUUUGAUUGACAAUAUAAAUAAUUUAUCUUCAGUUAAAAUUGCAGAUUUUGGUUUAAGUUCUGUUUUUUCUUUAUGGACAACUGAUGGCUUAACUUAAAUUUGUGGGACUCUAUUAUAUAUGGCACCUGAAGUAUUUGCUCAUCGUCGUGCAUAUUCUAAAGUAUUAUUAAUAUACAUAUUUUUAUAAAAUACAAAUAUAUAGUAAAUUGAUUUAUGGAGUUGUGCUAUUAUAAUUUAUAAUCUAUUAGAUAAUGGAAAUCACCCUUUUUAUAUAAAGAAUGUAGAUACAACCGAAAUCUUUAAAGAAAAGCUUUAAAAUCCAGAGUGGAAUUUUCCAGUACAUUUUUCAAUUUUAGCAAAAAAUUUAAUACAAAAGCUAACAUUGUUAAAUCCAAUUGAAAGAUAUUCUGCGUUUUAAGCACUUUAGCACCCUUUUAUAACUAGAAAAUUAGAUGAUUAAGUUCCUUUAACAUUUAAUGAAAAGAUCAUAUAGAAGAAAUUCGAAUAGUGUAAAUGA